AUGCGGCUCAUUAACGUUGAGAACCUAAAGCUGGAAGCCUUCAUCGGCGGCCAAAUCCCACCGUAUGCUAUCCUGUCGCACCGAUGGGGGAACGACGAGGAGGAGGUAUCCUUCAAAGAUAUGACGAGAGGCACUACAAACAAGGUUGGUAUGACUAAAGUGAAAGGCUGCUGUCGACAAGCCAAGAAGGACAACCUCAAAUAUGCUUGGAUCGACACUUGCUGUAUUGACAAGGAGAGUUCCAAGGAGCUAGACGAGGCCAUCAAUUCCAUGUUCCAGUGGUAUCGAAGAGCUGCCAUAUGCUACACCUACAUGUCCGACGUUCCUCAUGAACUAGAUAUCUGGGAAUCCACAUCCAGCUUCUCCACAAGCUCAUGGUUCACAAGAGGAUGGACAUUACAGGAGCUUCUUGCUCCUGGAGAAAUACACUUCUUUGACGAGACGUGGAGUCUUAUUGGCACGAAGGAAGAAUUAGCCAGUGAAAUCGAGGAUAUCACAGGGAUACCCCGCAGAUUCCUGCUCGGCUGGGUCGACUUUCACCAGGCGAGUGUUGCGCAGCGUAUGUCCUGGGCGUCAAAGAGGAAGACGAAGAGGGAGGAAGAUAUCGCAUACUGUCUCCUAGGGAUCUUCAACGUUACGAUGCCCAUGAUCUACGGGGAAGGACAUGAAGCGUUUAAGAGGCUGCAGCUUAAGAUCAUGGAACAGACAGCCGACGAUUCAAUUCUAGCAUGGGGAGUCAAGGUUCAAGGCAGGGAGUUUGAAUCUCAGACUGGACCUAGGGAGGAUAAUACGUCUGCUGGAAUCUUUGCAAUGUCACCAAUGGACUUUGCCAAAUGUGGCCGUAUCGUUCCAAAGGCCCUCGACCCCAGUUGUAUCACGAAUUUCGCUGUUUCCGGAGGAUACAUCCGCACUUCGCUCAAGCUACAGUGUACCGAAAAUGGGGUAGCGUAUGGUCUUCUCAACUGUGGCCUUGAAAACUCGACAGAAGGCAACAUAGCUAUUCCACUGCGCUGCACAACGCCUUCGAUUUCAACUGUCAGGGAGUACAUCCGGCCCCUUGGAUAUGGCCCUAUACUUCUCUCCGGGAUACGAAGUGACUCCUACGAUGGCCAAGAAGUCCGCAUCCGCGUAGAUCGCCAGGCACGACUUAAGGAAAUGACAGGGAAGUCGAUCUGGCUUCAUAUAGAUGGUCAACAAAAGCUUAAACUGCAUCUUAAGGAAGUUUGGCCGCCACUCAAUUGGGACCGGGGCCGUGCUUUGGUCACGAACCUGUACGAUUCAAAUCAGACUGUCAGACCAAGACACCUCGCUCGCUUUACUACCAAAGCUAAGAAUGACAGCGAUAUCAUCGUUGUAUUGGACUUCAACCUCCAUGCACAAUAUUCUUGUGCGAACUGCUCUGUAAUAGCAGCACCUGAAAAGUUUGAUCUGGCUAAGAUUGCCGGAGGUUUGGAGUACAUGCAAUUGGAGCACCUGCGCAAUAACGUCAUACAAAAUGGAAAUGAUAUGAUCGAGGUCUCUUUGCAAAGGGAAGAUAUCUCCCAAGGAUCAAUCUUUCUACUGAGAUUGGCUAGGACUGGCUCAAGGUCACUACCUAUUGGAGCCACGUCCCAGUGUAUUUACAAGGCGAUCGAGAUGGACAUGUUGAUUUCAUCCCUUUGGGAAGGGGAUUACAUAGAAGAAACUAUCGACGCUGUGAUUGAAGACGAGGCUGCGACUGUCAAUGAACUAGACUCAUUGAAACGCGAGCUGGAUAAGGUAGUGGAAAAGGAGAGACAGCUGGCAGUGGAGAGAGAAGGGAUCGAAGGCAAGAUGAAAUUGAUGGAGAUGAAGAUGUGCGAAUAUGAUACGAUACUAUCAGGAACGAAAGACAGGCUGGUUGAACUCGGAGAUCGAUCAGAAAAGAGCAUUAUAAAUAUCGAGAAAAUCGAUGGGGCCAAGGGUCCAAUAAGUUGGGCCGAAACUAUGAUACAGAGCCAAUUGGACAAGCAAAAAGCAUCCCCAGGGACAGAUACCCCGACUUCUGCUGGCCCGAGCAACCUUCCAACGACAAGUCUCGUUAAUAGCCGACAAAGUAUGGGUGGUUUCAUUCCACUGCUUUGGGCUGCCGCAAACGGGAAAAACGCAAUCUUGCAACUUCUGAUCAAUAAGGGGGCAGACCUAGAGGUGAGAAAUCCGGACAACUCAUUCACGGCUCUUAUGUACGCGGUGUUAUACGGUCGAAUCUCUGCCGCAAAGCACUUGCUCGAUAGCGGCGUGAUGUUAGAAGUUCGGGACAAGAAUACAUACACCCCCCUGGCGCUGGCAGCUUCAGUAGGGCACGAAUCGAUAACCUCGCUGCUUCUCGAAAAGGGGGCUGAUAUUGAAGCCAAAACUUGCGAUGGGAGUACGCCUCUCUCCAUUGCAGCUAAAAAAGGAAAGGAUGAUGUUGUCGAAGCACUGCUGGAGAAAGGAGCUGAUGUAGAGGCUGAGAACCAAGCUGGAGACUCGCCGUUGUUACGAGCCUGUAACUAUGGCCAUAUGGGUGUUAUCCAGAAGCUGAUCGAUGCAGGAGCCGAUAUUCACACACAAACCUAUGAUGGGAGUACGCCACUAUCCGCUGCUGCUAGAAAAGGGAGACAGGGUCUUGUCAAACUACUGUUGGAGAAGGGGGCCGAUAUCGACACCAGGGACCAUUCUGGAGACACGCCCUUAUCACGAGCAUGUCUCUAUGACCACAUGGGUGUCGUGAGGAUGCUGCUUGACAAGGGAGCGACUGUUGACGUGAGAAACAAGCAAGGCAAGACACCUCUGCAACUAGCGGAGAAGAACGCAAGAACUGAGAUUGUCAGUUUGCUCCGGAAGCAUCUGGCGACGAAAGGGUGA
This is a messenger RNA of Fusarium subglutinans, 2865 nucleotides long. Its product is annotated as beta transducin. The coding region runs from base 1 to 2865 and encodes 954 amino acids. Lineage: Eukaryota; Fungi; Ascomycota; Sordariomycetes; Hypocreales; Nectriaceae. The transcript has a single exon. The record is from RefSeq and is a predicted model, not a curated record. Gene Ontology annotation, molecular function: protein binding.